UCUCCCUCACCAAAGCUACAAGGCCGCGAGCUAGCGCGCGCCCGCCUCCUCUCGUCACUUCGGCGCGCAGCCCCCCCCCCCCACCGCCCCAAAGCUGCGACGGGGCUGAACCCGCGCGCCCCUUUCGGAUAGGAGGCUUGCCAGGCCUGGACGCCGCAGGCUCCCCAUCAAGGAAAGGGCGGCUGGCGGAAAAGAAGCGCGUUUCGGGCGCGCGCAGCAGCCUCCGCGCCUCUCCAAGGCGGCCAUUGGCUGCGCUUUGUUUGCGCCCCAGCUGCUUCCAAGCGUCUCCAUUUCCAGAGGCGGCCCCGGCGAGGCGCGCAUGCUCCCGCGUUGCUGGCGGACGAGGGCCGGAGGCCGGAGAGGGCGCAGGGCGGCGUCCGGAGCUUGGCGGGGGUCCCUUUUCGGGUUAAAAGACUCACGUUUGAGGCACUGAAGGAAAAGAAACCUGAUUUAUAGAUGGCCUUGGAGGUAGAAAAAUCUCCUUUUGAGGCAUCAUUGAGUGCGAAGGCCAAAUGCUAUGGGAGGUGGAACUACCAAGAACUCGAGACGGUCCACUCUGAACUACUUAGCAAGGUUUGCCAGCCUUCAGCUGUGGAAGAAGAAGAGCCUUUGCCCAAAGAAACGGGGAUUGGAGAGCUCAAGGCCAUAGAGAAAGCUGGCCAUACAUUUCCUGGCAUUUUCCGGAGAACUGAAAAAUGUGAUAAGAUAUCUUCAAUGGCUUCGAACAACUUUUGCAAGAUGAAAGGAAAAGGAAAGUAUGUGGAGAGACGGCCGCUCAUCAGUAGGACCACUUUUGGUAGUGAAGUAGCUCCCAGUUUAAGCAGAGGUGGUCUGUUUCCGGAAGAACAACAGGUGACUUCAGCAGAAGACUCUGAUUCCGCAGACCCGCUUCAUGGGUUGCUGGAAAUCACAACCAAAGCUAUGGACUCAACAUUUUACAGCCCUACCACCAAACCCCUCUAUAGCCUUGAUGCCAAUGGGAGGAGCCAGGUGACAGUUGCGCCUUAUUCAUCCACUCCCAAACACCUGCCAGGUAAAAUAAACCAUCGUUUUGAUACCAUGACACCUGCAUUCCCUCGAACUAGCUUCACCUUACAGCCUUCAGAAGACUCCGGUUUUGAUCAGCAAGGGAUGGCGAGAUCAAAGAGCUUUUUAGGGGCUGGGGCUCUUUCAUUGUCACCCGAAACAUCUACUCCUUGGCAGCUGCAUAGUCUACCUGACCCUUCAGGAAACCACAUGCUGGGCGCACACGGGCACGUAGCUUUGGAUAGCUCCCCGACAGUGGGUCACAUGAGAAAGAUGUCCUCCUUCCAGGUGGACUACUGGGCUUGUGCCAUACCCGAUUGCCUGCCCCCAUCGCCAGACCGUCAGUCGCCCCAUUGGGACCCUAAUAAAGAAUAUGAGGACUUGCUUGAUUACACCUAUCCUUUGAGGCCGAAACACAAGCUUACAAAGAACCCCAGAGAGCCUUCUGUCCACGAUUCUGGGGUUGACCUCAAUAGCCUUUCCAUUUCUCCCGAGAGUACCUUGAAGUCCAUGAACCUGCAGGGCCGGGAACCUCUGGCUGUGGAGAUCCCACACUCAGAGAGCUUUCCAACCCCUUUAUUGGAAAAGUCAGAAUGCCCCGUUCCAGUUUCUCACUACAGACUCUCACCUGUUGGGAAAGUGUCCUUUUCUGGUGGUGUUCCCUCUCAUGGGAGAACUCGCAUCUCUGGAGAGAUGGCGCAUGGCUUGUCUCCUGUGCGCCCUCGACCAGCUCCAUUUGAUUCGUGCAGCUUGGAUGAAAGAGUCUGGGACACAAGGGGAUAUGGCUGCCUUACAAAGAGAGAUGCUGUCAGUAGCAACUUCAUACGCUCCACAAGGGUGCUGCCUUUACAAAAUGGGAGUUCUAGCGAUGAAGAGUAUCUCUCCUUACCACCCAGGCUCAAGGAGUUAGAGACAUUGGCUCAGCAGCUGACUGAUCUUUCCCUGAUCAUAAAGAACCCUGAACAUUUUCCAUACGCCGAUGUGAAUGGAGAACAGCUUCCACUGGAGGUUCAGGGAGAUGGUGGAGCCAGCAAGAGUCAGUGGGAAACAGAUUGUGAUUCUUGUCCUACGUGUAGCUUCCAUGAACACAUGGAAGAAGACCUUCUGAGCAACCAAAGCUGCCAGGACCAGGAGGGGCUGACAGGAGAGGCUGCUAGUAGCAUUGACUUGCUCAAAAGAAGAUUCCUCGAGAGCGGAGGUCAUCAUGUCGAGCAAGAGACAAAUCAUUUCAGAGACUCCCUUGCACUGCAUAUAAGGAUAUUUUGCUGUCAACUAGAAGAGCUCAUUUGUUGGCUGCACAAAGUAGCAGAAGUUACAGACAACUGGAUUCCUCCCAAGCCAGAGGUUGGAAGUGUCAAGGCAGCAUUACAAAACUACCUGGAAUUCAAAAAGGAUUUAGCUGACCACCAGACACUGACUGAAAAUGUCUUGCAAGAUGGAGAUAGGCUUCUCAAAUGCAUGGUAUCAGAUUCACCAGUUUUACAGAACACUCUUGGCUUGAUUGCCAAACAAUCUGACAGGCUUGAAAGCCAUGCUGAACGCUUGUAUGAGACUCUUCUAGCAGCCAUGGACACUCUUGGCGAUGGCUUGAUAAAGCAUUGUGAUGCUCAGCAAACGGCUGCCCAGGCAGAGUCGUCAAGGUGGGUAAGCGGAAGAGAAGGUGUGAGGGUGGACGUUAAUGAAUGUGUUCUUGUGUGCUGGCAAGUGAGGAAGCAGGCAGAGCUUUCACCAAGCUUGCCUGGCUCAAAGGGCUUUGGAAGUUCCUUAAAUAGUAAACUUGCACCCCCUCAUGAAUUGACGCUCAUCUUGAGCUUUUCAUAAACCCCUCGAAAUUCCGGCAACUUAGGCAGAUGCACCCAGCUUUCCUGGGGUGGAUAUAAGGGUAUAAACGCUUUAAGAAAAUGUCCUCAAGGUUAUAAUGAAUUAAGGUGGAAGGGUCUGCAGGAGGAGCCCGGGAUAUUUUGCCGCUGUAGGAAAAAGUUCCUCCCCCCCCCCCACUAGGCCCCCUAUCUGCCCCCACUGUCAUGCCUGCAGGUUGUCCUUCGGUUCUUAUGACCAGGAAAGGCUCCUUCCUGCCGGCUGGUCUCAACUGAGCUGGAUGAGCCCAAUGAUCUGAUUCUGUGCAAAGCAGUUUCCUCUGCUCCUAAUGGGAAAUUUGGAAUCAAGGUCUAGCCCUUUUAUUCUUUUUGUCCCUGCUCUUUGUGGUUAGAGUGGCUUCAUUAAAUAAGGGACAGGGCUUCUGCGCUGUUAAUAGCUGCCAAGAAGAGUGAAUUUGCGUGACAAGCUGCAUCUCUUGAAACUACCUCUUCUACACAACUAUUAAAAGUUCAGGAGCCUUUGUUCUUUUUCAACCUGCCAUCUUUAGGUGAAUCAUUAAGGCUGCAAUCCUAUACCCAGUUUCCUUGGAGUAAGCACCAAUGAAUUUAGUGGGACGUACUUUGAUCAGACAUGAUACAGAACGGCACUGUAAAAGAGUUCAGCUGCCUCUGUGCUAAAAGGGUGUGAGGAUCCUAUCCUUCAAACCAGGGUAAGCUUCCAGAGUCACUAAUAAUAAAAUGCAGAAGACAAUUGGGAAAUCAAGCCUGCAUUGUCUGAAUGGCACCUUCCUGGCCAUUGGCUUUUGAAAAGAUUUAUUACAGGUUGAAAGUGGCAGUAUUAACAGUGGCCUUCUAGAAAUGUAGAGCUUAGGUUGAAGUUUAUCUGUACCUGUACACUUAAGUUAAAGUGAACCGCCAUGUAACUUAAGAGGGCUACUUUGCAGUGGGAUACAGAACUGAGGCAUCUUCAUCUUCAUCAUUUAUUCCCCACCCAUCUGCCAGUUUCCCAGCUGCUCUGGGUUUCUCCAGCCACUUUCUGUCCUGAGGAACUUUUGCUUGUGAAUACAAGCAUACUACCCCCCCCCCCAAUAUGUUUAAAGUUAUUUAAAUCCCAUAGAGCAAAUGAAUGCUUGGUACCAUGGGCAAUUUUCAGUGUGUAGUCUAAAGGCAUUUGAUGUAGCAACCUUGCUGAAAUGAAGCAGGUCUGCUCAUCCUAAGGGUAUUUAGUUUGAAUUCCACAAUGAAAAAAAGACAGGAUGCAUUUGUAAACUUGCAGAUUAUUUUAUUUCAGAUAAUGCCUUUCUGGAAUUUCACAGGCCUUCUUUCCCUGAAUGAAAGAGCUGCUUCAAUACGGAGUUCGAGGAAAUAUUAAAGUGCUCUCGACAGUGUGCUUGAAGCCUAGAAGCUAUAUGACCUCUUGCAGCAUCACCAAGCUUUGUUUCAAAGUUCAGGUAUUACAGCAACUGGCUCCAUCUCUGGUGCCAGUUGGGAGUAUGGAGGAUACGGCGUCCACAGAUGUUGGUGUGGUCAUUGACUUAAUGAUGAACCGCCUCUAAUGUUGGAUGCCCUUUUUAUUUUAUCGUCGUUCAAGCGAACAGUUAGAAGUCUUCAGUGCCUGGUCCUCUAAUGUACUUUGGUUUUCCUUUGAAAUAUGGUUCGUUUGUUUACAUGUAAUUUCUAUGGAAGACGACAUUUCAAAUAAAACAAUUUUAUCGCCAUAUAUAUUAAAGCACUAGCAAUGUGUGAUUUCAGUACACCUGCCAUAUCAGUCACAGCGCUAAAGGAACAGCACCAAGGCUGGUGUGUUCUUUGGUUAAUCAUUGGUAGAGGUUUUCUAGCGACUGCUGUUUAAGAGCUGCUGUUUUUCUUUGGAGUACAGAGAACUUAUCCUUAUAGCUCUUUUGAAGAAUUGCUGUGCGGUUUGCUAAUGGCCCCUUUACAAGAGGAAUGGGACUGUGCAGGCCUCUGCUGCCUCCCAGUAGGGACGUAACGAACGGGACAUAUUUGCUUCUAUUUUCAGCUAAAGUAUAGUUAAGCCUAAGCAGGGAGGUGCAGUUUUGCCAAACUCUGGAUUAUGCUUUGCAGCUUUAAAAUACAGUGGUACCUCUACUUACGAAUAACUCUACUUACGAAUGUUUCUACUUAGGAAUGGAGCUCCGUCCGCCAUCUUGGAUGCGGUUUAGAUAGGAUUUUUUCUACUUACGAAUUUUUUCUCCCAAUGCA
Zootoca vivipara (common lizard) is the source of this 5066-nucleotide messenger RNA. NCBI's taxonomy places the organism in Eukaryota, Metazoa, Chordata, Lepidosauria, Squamata, Lacertidae. The record is from RefSeq and is a predicted model, not a curated record.